UCAUUUAUGUUUCUUGUUCGGGGCUUCUGAUUGGCUAUACUCAUGGCGAUGAUGGUGCCUGAUCUUAGUUUCUCAGCAUCUAUCUCUAGUGUGAAGCUCCCAAGGUACGGGGCAUCAAAGAAUGAGACAUUCUUGGUUAAGAGAUCUCCUACAUUCCGUGCAGAGGUUAGACAGGCGGAAUCUGAGAAAUAUGGUACUAAUGGCCGUGUAACAAAGAUGGUCCCAACAAGUGAGUUGAGGAGGAACAAGGCUGGUGGCAUUGUAAGACCAGGGACAGUUAAUGGCUCUCCAAAUGGUGCUAUCAACGGCUCGACCAAGGCGGCCAUUAACGGUUCUCCUAAGGUCGUAGUCAAUGGCUCGGCCAAAGUGACCAUUAAUGGUUCUCCGGAGUUGGCUGUUAACGGGACUAGUUUGGUGAAAGGCAGCAAGAUGUCCUCUCUAGUUAAGACCCAAAAGAAAAUGGGACAGAAAGAUACUCCCUUCGAAGAGGAACUGAAGGUUUUGCCCUCUGAUGAGGGAUUCAACUGGGCCAAAGACAAUUACAACUCUUGGCAGAGGAGCGUAGAUAUAUGGUCUUUUGUGCUUUCUCUUAGAAUCCGUGUUCUAUUCGACAAUGCAAAAUGGGCUUAUGCCGGUGGAUUCUCAGAAGAAAAGCAGAAAAUUCGAACGGGAAAAACUGCUUCAUGGUUAAGAGAACAAGUAUUGCAGCUUGGCCCAACAUUUAUCAAGCUUGGACAGUUAUCCUCUACAAGAUCUGAUCUGUUUCCAAGGGAAUUCGUUGAUGAGCUUGCAAAAUUGCAGGACAAAGUGCCUGCAUUUUCUCCUGAGAAGGCAAGAGCUUUCAUAGAGAAGGAAAUGGGUUGUCCAAUUGAAAUUGUGUUCAAAGAAUUUGAAGAUCGUCCAAUAGCUGCUGCCAGUCUUGGUCAGGUACAUCGUGCAAUUCUUCAUAAUGGAGAAAGAGUUGCAGUGAAAGUCCAGCGACCAGGGCUCAAAAAACUUUUUGACAUUGACCUAAGGAAUUUAAAGCUAGUAGCUGAGUAUUUUCAGAGAAGUGAAACAUUUGGAGGCCCUUCAAGGGACUGGAUUGGCAUUUAUGAGGAAUGUUCCAAAAUUUUAUAUGAAGAGAUUGAUUACAUCAAUGAAGGAAAGAAUGCAGACAGGUUUCGCCGGGAUUUCAGAAAUAUAAAGUGGGUUCGCGUGCCACUUAUCAUGUGGGACUACACAACUGAAAAGGUGUUAACACUGGAGUAUGUUCCCGGUAUCAAAAUAAACAAUUUGGGUGUGCUAGACAGCCAGGGCUAUAGUCGCUCACUGAUUGCCUCUCGUGCAAUAGAAUCUUACCUGAUUCAGAUAUUGAAGACUGGAUUCUUCCAUGCUGAUCCUCAUCCUGGAAACCUUGCUAUAGACAAGGAUGGCUCUCUAAUAUAUUAUGAUUUUGGAAUGAUGGGUGAAAUAAAAUCAUUCACUCGAGAGAGAUUACUCUCCUUGUUCUAUUCUGUGUACGAGAAGGAUGCAAACAAGGUUAUGAAAGCUCUAAUUGAUUUGGAAGCUCUCCAGCCAACAGGAGAUCUCUCACCGGUUAGGAGGUCCAUACAAUUUUUCUUGGACAAUCUCCUGAGCCAGGCACCUGAUCAACAACAAACUCUGGCUGCAAUUGGAGAGGACUUGUUUGCGAUAGCACAAGAUCAACCUUUCCGUUUUCCAUCCACAUUUACAUUUGUCAUAAGGGCAUUCUCUACUCUUGAAGGCAUUGGAUACACAUUAGAUCCAGAUUUUUCAUUUGUCAAAGUCGCAGCACCGUAUGCACAGGAACUGUUAGAGUUGAAACAGAGACGAGCAGGUGGACCUGAAUUAGUCCAGGAGAUAAGAAAGCAAGCAAAUGAUGCUCGUGAGUCUACCAUAUCAAUGCCCUACAGAAUACAGCGAAUUGAGGAUUUUGUGGGGCAACUCGAGUCCGGUGAUCUGAAACUCAGGGUCAGAGUACUUGAGUCGGAACGAGCUGCUCGGAAAGCUACUGUACUUCAGAUGGCAACCAUGUAUACAGCCUUGGGUGGUACUCUCUUUAACGUUGGGGUCACGUUGAAUAGUCAAGGGAACCAAAUAAUCGCAAAUGGUUCUUUCAUUGGUGCAGGCAUUUUUUUGGCGUUACUGAUCAGAUCUAUGCAAAGAGUGAAGAAACUUGACAAAUUCGAGACAAUGAUAUGAUCGUCUUGUAAAACUCAUGUCAACGAAACAGUAUCUUCCUCUGUAAAGAAAUUACAUGGCUUAUAGUCUAUAUAUAUAGUUUAUAUGUAGGAAAUGCCAUUCUUUUUGAAGAAUGACCUAGCUUGUGGCACUUGUAAAUCUGUACAAACUGUAUCAUUCUUUGGCCCACGAGGUUAAUCAUACCAACCAGUCGACAAAGCAAGGAAAGCAAGAGAAUUUAAGCUU
This is a messenger RNA of Phragmites australis (common reed), 2430 nucleotides long. RefSeq names its product protein ACTIVITY OF BC1 COMPLEX KINASE 7, chloroplastic. The record is from RefSeq and is a predicted model, not a curated record. Bases 43 to 2205 code for a protein of 720 amino acids. The transcript has 18 exons. NCBI's taxonomy places the organism in Eukaryota, Viridiplantae, Streptophyta, Magnoliopsida, Poales, Poaceae. Gene Ontology annotation, biological process: regulation of response to reactive oxygen species.